UACGGUCCUAUCUCAAUUCGGUGACGUCACUUAUGUACACCGAAAUCACUAGACAUUGACCGCCAAAAUGACUGGCAAAUUCGAUUGAUCAGCCGGCUGGCAGAAGUAGAAACCAGUUGCUUCACGCAAGUCAUUGGGAACGUAUCUUUGUGCCUUUGUGGACACUAGCACGUGUUGUCCAGUUUGAUUAAUAAGCAUCGCAUUGAAUUUGCGAAUUAGGCAGAAUACUUCAAGAUGAAGCUUUGCUGGCUUUUGCUUCUGAGUAGUUUAUGCAUUAUUUCCGUCCAAAAUGUGCAAUCAGCAAAAAUUCUUGGUGUAUUUCCAACGUCUUCAAAAUCACAUUAUAUAGUAGGAUCAGCUUUGAUGAAGGCAUUGGCUAGAAAAGGCCACGAGGUCACUGUGAUAAGCCCAUUCCCACAACAGAAGCCCAUGAAAAAUUAUCGUGAUAUCACAACGACAAAAGUAUGGAAAGCUGUGGAACCAAUCGUUACAAAUCUGUUGGAUAUAGCCAAAAAGAAUCCAAUAGAAAGCAUCCAGAGUACUUAUGAUUUUGGACACCGCAUUACUAACAGUACUCUGACCGAUCCCCCAGUUGUAGAUCUAAUUGCCUCAAACGAAACAUUUGAUUUGAUAGUGCUGGAGAUAUUCAUGAAUGAUGCAAUGAUAGGUUUUUGCCACCAUUUCAAAGCACCUUGUAUCGGAAUGUCCACAUUUGGAGCAUCGAAAUGGACAGCAGAUUUAGUUGGUACUCCAUCACCGCCGUCGUACGUUCCGAAUGCAUUCCUCGGAUUCUCAGAUCGCAUGUCCUUCAAAGAACGACUUUUCAACACUUUGAUGAGCGCAAUGGAAAUUCUCGUCGACGCCACUAUAGACUACCCUGUGCAAAACAAAAUUUACCAGGAUGCUUUUCCAGGACCAAAACCUCCUCUUGCAGAGCUGAAGAAGAAGGCAAUAUCUCUAGUGCUGCUGAACAAUCAUUUUUCUCUGAAUUACCCUAGGCCGUAUGUAACUGGAAUGAUCGAAGUCGGAGGAAUGCAUAUCAAUCGGGUUCCGAAACCGCUACCAGACAACAUUCAAAGUUUUAUGGAUAAUGCAACCGAUGGUGUAAUCUACUUUUCAAUGGGUUCAAACAUCAAAAGCAAAGAUUUGCCGAUAGAAAAGCGUGACGCAUUUUUGAAGGUGUUCUCCAAAUUGAAGCAGAAGGUUCUAUGGAAGUGGGAAGAUGACAACCUGCCAGGAAAACCAGAUAACGUAUUUGUUCAAAGUUGGUGGCCUCAAGAUGACAUACUGGCACAUCCGAAUGUAAAACUUUUCAUCACACAUGGUGGUCUUCUGAGUACUACGGAAUCUCUGUACCAUGGAGUGCCAGUUAUUGGUAUACCCGUAUUCGGGGAUCAAUACUUGAACAUGGCCAAGGCGGAGCGUGGCGGAUACGGACUUUCGGUAGCAUAUGCAGAGAUAUCCGAGACCAAACUUUCCAACGCCAUCGAAGCGAUCUUGAACGACCCGCAAUUUAAAGUUAAUGCUCUAGCAAUUUCCCAAAGAUAUCGCGAUCAGCCGUUGACCCCUCUGGAGCUGGCCACAUUCUGGGUAGAAUAUGUUAUUCGACAAAAGGGAGCCCCCCACAUUCGCACUGCCGCGAUGGAUCUUAGCUUUGUACAGUAUCACAAUCUUGAUGUACUGGGAUUAUUGAUAGGAUUACCAAUAGUUAUUCUACACUUACUGGUUAGACGAGUUUGCCGCAAGAAAUCUUCGAAACCGUCGAACAAAAAUAACGAAAGAAAAAAGCGAAAUUAAGUUUAGUUAAGUAUGAAGUAUCAUGUACCAUUGUUUGACAAUCAAACAAUAAAUUUUCAUGACUAAAUAAAACCCACAACUUUUUUCGAUUUA
This is a messenger RNA of Aedes aegypti (yellow fever mosquito), 1890 nucleotides long. Its product is annotated as UDP-glucuronosyltransferase 2A3. The record is from RefSeq and is a predicted model, not a curated record. NCBI's taxonomy places the organism in Eukaryota, Metazoa, Arthropoda, Insecta, Diptera, Culicidae. Gene Ontology annotation, molecular function: UDP-glycosyltransferase activity. The coding region runs from base 235 to 1797 and encodes 520 amino acids. The transcript is spliced from 4 exons.